Molecule: messenger RNA, 1823 nt
Organism: Ornithodoros turicata
Lineage: Eukaryota; Metazoa; Arthropoda; Arachnida; Ixodida; Argasidae
Gene: Pis
Product: CDP-diacylglycerol--inositol 3-phosphatidyltransferase-like
Exons: 6
Coding region: 116-766 (216 amino acids)
Biological process (GO): phosphatidylinositol biosynthetic process
Cellular component (GO): membrane; Golgi apparatus
Molecular function (GO): CDP-diacylglycerol-inositol 3-phosphatidyltransferase activity
Source: RefSeq, a predicted model, not a curated record
UUGUAUGUGUUUGUAAAUUAAAAGAUACAGAACCUCUUUGGAGUGCGUCGAGUGCGCACAGCAAAUUUUUCGUAUCUGUACUUCCAAACUCGAUCGAUUCAUCUCAAACUGGAAAAUGUCUGAAAACAUAUUUUUGUUUGUGCCCAAUCUUAUUGGGUACCUUCGUAUCAUUUUGGCGAUCGCAUCAUUUUAUUUCAUGCGUACCGACUACAUCAUGGCAUCAACCUGCUAUUUAGUUAGUGCAUUUGUUGACUGCUUGGAUGGAUAUGCAGCAAGAGCGCUGAAUCAAGCCACAAAGUUUGGAGCCAUGCUGGACCAGCUCACUGAUCGCUGCGCCACCAUGUGUCUGCUUGUCACCCUCUCCAUCUUCUAUCCACAAUAUUCGUUCUAUUUUCAAAUGAGCAUGGCCAUCGAUAUUGCUAGCCAUUGGCUGCACUUGCACACCUCUCUGCUCUCUGGUCGUGAGAACCACAAGGUUCUCGACAGCACGGAAAACCCAAUCAUGCGCAUCUACUAUACGUCGAAGCCAAUCCUUUUCUUCAUGUGCGCUGGCAACGAGAUGUUCUACAGUGGGCUGUACCUCACAUACUUCAACGAAGGACCAACGUGUCCAGUCAUUAAUGUUGGCCUCUUCAAGCUCAUCACCAUAAUCAGCUUUCCCGUCGCUGUUGUCAAAACCAUCCUCAGUCUUCUGCAGAUGUGGAUUGCUGCCGGCAAGCUCGGCGCCAUUGAUGUGAGAGAACGUUCAGCCAAAAGAACGGACUGAGAAUGUAGCGUGCGGGCCCCACUAACCAAGGGGUUCUACACUCCUCCUUUGGUGUUAAAAAAGUUUGUGUUUAAUGAGGAUCAAAAAAUGUGAAUAUUACAUUGAGGCAUACCAGACAUUACUAGAUAAGUCAGUGCCAACAGUGUUUGAGAAAGGGCAGAGAGCUGUUACAGGCAAGCCAUACUUAAAGCCAUUUUCAAGUCUUGCUUACUGCAGCAGGGUGGGGAAGGACUAUUCAUGCACCCUUUUUUUUAUGCAGAAACGGAGGCAUAAAAGCAAGUAAUGGUUGGCAGUUCCCAAGUUUGUGGGACAAGAUGUUGUUUCCUCAUAUCACCAUCGAAUUGGUUCAGCAUAAACUAAUGCGGGCAUUGUUUUUGCACACUAUUUCUUCUUGGUUUGCACUGGUGGUUCUACCGAAUAAUAGUUAUAUUUUCUGCAUAUCAUUCCAAGUGCUUUCAGCAUUCAUAUGGGAGGACAACAGAAAUUUGUCGUGCAUAUAUAAUUUUAUAGUCCACAUUAUAUGCAAUUAUUCUUUCCUGCAUUCACUAGUCAGUAUUCUUUAAAGAGAUAUAUCUCUGACAAACUGUAACGUUCCAAGGCAAGAAGCAGAGGCUUUUUGUUGUGUUCAUAGGCUACAUAUUGCUGUAACAGAGGCCCCUGAAUUGCCACAGAAUAUUUGAGUGUAUAUAUAGAUACGUACACAUACUGGUGUUUGCACUGUACUUAGUAUUUAAGACCUCCUUGUACAGCCAUUCGUGUUGCUGAGCACAAUGAAGUGUUGGGUUGUACUUUAUGCAUGUACUUGUGAACUUUAUGUUGGUUGUGUCCUACAAUGCUGUAUAUUGCUAUGCAGAGUUUUACCAGGCUGUCGAUUCCCCAAACACAGACUACUAUGUUUCAUACAGUUGUAUUUAACAGUUGCAGCCUGUAACCCAUUGUAACAACGUACAUGGCACAAAACCAAUAACUGUACCCUGGCAUUGUUGUUGAGAGUUGUUAGGACUGUACAAACAUGUGUAACUCCUAGUUUUGAAAUAUAGAUGUAAUGUUACGGUAA